Molecule: messenger RNA, 357 nt
Organism: Amoebophrya sp. A120
Lineage: Eukaryota; Dinophyceae; Syndiniales; Amoebophryaceae
Source: the annotation of a GenBank genome assembly
CAAGCUUAGAGCUUCCAUUUGCUGAAUGCUUUUACAUGUUGUCGCGCGUUACAGAUUCCCACUUUUUGUUGUUACUUCGUAUGCAAUAUAUUUGAGCUUCGCCUCUGAAACAAGUGAUGUGCGUACGUUCGCAGAACAGAUAUGAAAAUUAACAAACGUAAAUCUUCGAGCGAUCUACUUUUGUAUAUGGUCUUGAUUUUUUUUUGUAACAACCCAGAAAACUGUAUCCCCGUUCAACCAGUCGGAGACUCGUUCCGUGUUAGAAAUCAUCGUCGUAUCGCUACAGCAAGUUCUCCCGAAAUAAGCGUUGAAGUCAAAUAGUUCAGCUUGACACUAGAGCUGACGCGUGCGUGGAGC